AAUGAUGAUAGGCGUGACAAUAUCAUCUCAUCAUUUAGUCUCCCUGCCGGCCCCACCCCAUCAACCCCCGUAACAUGAAAACGACGCCGUCCGACGGAGAAAGUUUAGUCGCUAAACCAUGAUUUACGACGCUAACUAAUCCCGGUGUUCAACUAUAAAUACAGCUUCCCUCUCUUCGUGCUCUCAGUCGUCAACGUUUCGGAUUUGAUCAACAGUUGGAGAGUGUUCACUGUGAGUCGAUCAAUGGCUACGAAAGUCUAUAUCGUGUACUAUUCUAUGUAUGGACAUGUUGAGAAACUAGCAGAACAGAUAAAGAAAGGGGCUGCCUCUGUGGAAGGAGUUGAAGCAAAACUAUGGCAGGUGCCCGAGACACUACCUCAUGAGGUGCUCAGCAAAAUGAGCGCACCUCCGAAGAGUGAUGUGCCACUUAUUACACCUGCCGAGCUUGCCGAAGCUGAUGGGUUUGUUUUUGGCUUCCCCACAAGAUUUGGGAUGAUGGCUGCUCAAUUCAAAGCAUUUCUUGAUGCAACUGGAGGUCUAUGGCGAUCCCAGCAGCUUGCAGGCAAACCUGCUGGAAUCUUCUAUAGCACUGGUUCCCAAGGAGGAGGACAAGAAACUACUGCGUUGACUGCCAUUACCCAGUUGGUUCACCACGGGAUGAUCUUUGUGCCCAUCGGGUACACGUUCGGAGCUGGAAUGUUUGAGAUGGAACAAGUGAAAGGCGGAAGUCCUUAUGGUGCGGGGACUUACGCAGGUGAUGGCUCGAGGCAGCCAUCUGAGCUCGAGUUGGAGCAGGCUUUCCACCAGGGGAAGUACAUUGCCACCAUUACAAAGAAACUCAAGGGAGCUGAAUAAUUUCUAUUCGGAACCAACAUUAUUACUCUUUGUCAUUCUUACAUAUAUAUUUUUUACCACUUUCUGUCACUUAAAUGUCCUAUUUCUUUCUGCUUGCAAACAUUAUUCUUGCCUUACUCAAUACGUGAUUUGUAUGUGUUUACUCUUCAGUACAGUGGUUGUUCUCAAUGAUAAAAGUAUGUUUGCCUA
Messenger RNA from Rhododendron vialii, 1044 nucleotides. RefSeq names its product NAD(P)H dehydrogenase (quinone) FQR1. Gene Ontology annotation, molecular function: NAD(P)H dehydrogenase (quinone) activity; FMN binding. The transcript has 4 exons. NCBI's taxonomy places the organism in Eukaryota, Viridiplantae, Streptophyta, Magnoliopsida, Ericales, Ericaceae. Bases 244 to 855 code for a protein of 203 amino acids. The record is from RefSeq and is a predicted model, not a curated record.